Molecule: messenger RNA, 1745 nt
Organism: Pseudogymnoascus destructans
Lineage: Eukaryota; Fungi; Ascomycota; Leotiomycetes; Thelebolales; Thelebolaceae
Exons: 4
Coding region: 120-1481 (453 amino acids)
Source: RefSeq, a predicted model, not a curated record
CCUGGCUUAUAGGACGCAAAACCUCAAAACAAAGUUCGUGGGGUAUAGACGAGAUCUUCUUCCGCGCUGUUUAAUUUCCAAGCAAAGGAGAGAAGCGCCCCAAACAUCUGAAAUUCGCUAUGGCUACUGUCGAAAAAGGCUCCGGAUUUGUUGGCUACCUCUCUGUAGACCAAGAAGUAAAGCUGCAGCAACUAUGGACGAUAAUACUGAAGGCCAGUGACACCCACGAAUCAUUAAUAGUCUCCUCUGCAAAUGGUGCCGAUUCUCAGGACCCAGUACAACACCAGCAUGGAAAACACUCUUCACUCAGUAGCAACCCCUCUGGCGAAACGAGAAUUUUGAGCCAGGAGGUUCCGUUUGGCAAGGCCUCGUGCCUGCUGCGCAUGGAUUUCCUGAACACAAUUCGGCACGACCACCCCGACGCCUUCCUGCUUCGCUUCCUGCGGGCACGCAAAUGGGAUGUCAUCAAGGCGUUCAACAUGAUGAUGGGUGUAAUUGAGUGGCGAACGAAGGUGAUGAAUGUGGAUCAGCUGAUGGCUGAGGGCGAGCUACAGGCACUGCAACUCUCCCAGAGCACGUCCAAUGGCAGCAAGGAGAAGAACGGCCACGAUUUCCUUGCACAGGUACGGAUGGGUAAAAGUUUCAUUCACGGCGUUGACAGAGUUGGCCGGCCAAUAUGCGUAGUGAGGGUCCGUCUCCACCGACCCGGCGAGCAAAGCGAAGAGACGAUGGAACGGUAUAUCGUUCAUUUUAUUGAAUCUGUGCGGCUCAUGAUGGUUGACCCAGCGGAAAUGGCGGCAGUUGUUUUCGAUAUGACAGGGUUUUCGCUUUCGAACAUGGAAUACCCUCCUGUCAAAUUCAUCAUUAAAUGUUUGGAAACAAACUAUCCCGAGUCGUUGGGCGUAUUGCUCAUCCACAAGGCUCCGUGGGUUUUCUCUGGAAUUUGGAGGCUCAUCAAAGGAUGGUUGGACCCUGUCAUCGCCUCCAAAAUCUACUUCACGAAUAACGCUGCAGACCUCGAGAAGUUUAUUUCCCGUGAGCAAAUCGUGCAAGAACUCGGCGGCGAUAACAACUGGGCAUACAAGUACUUCGAGCCUACUCCGAACGAGAACGAUAAGAUGAAAGAUACCGCGACUCGAGAUGUUCUCUUGACCGAGCGACAGAGGCUCGGUGACAGCUUACUUCUCGCCACCUCAGCUUGGAUCGCGGCGACUACUUCCAAAGACGAGGCAGAGAUCGCCGCAUGCAAGGAUCAGAGAUCUGACUUUAUUGAGCGGCUGCGCUCCAAUUACUGGCAGCUGGAUCCCUAUCUGCGUGCCCGCACCGUUUUAGACCGCACUGGAGCAUUCAAAGAUCUUCAUUAUCAUCCCAGUGAAGAAUCUCUUGUCAAGAUCAGAGGAGCCCAGACUAAGGAAAUGGCUAAAAUAGUCGAGGUGGAGCACCUCGAGACUAUGAUGGAGACAUAUGCAGUUAAGAACUGAUCGAGUCGUUCUCCCUCUAGUCUUCCUCCCGACGUAGUUUGCAUAUAAGCCCGUCAAAUCUACCCUUUUCAUUAAUGAGGUCUUUAAUAUAUAUGUUCCGGCCCCACCGUGAGUUUUCCAGCUCGCGAGUUGGCCGGCGCAACCAUAAGUAGGAGUAAAGUAAUCAAUUAAUCGUCGGAACCGACCCUAUUGCAUAGGUUCGGGGUAAGCAAAAGAGCGUUCGCAACCACCAAAAUUUGUAUGUACCAUUACAUAGUAAUUUAU